Diatraea saccharalis (sugarcane borer) is the source of this 1042-nucleotide messenger RNA. The record is from the annotation of a GenBank genome assembly. Lineage: Eukaryota; Metazoa; Arthropoda; Insecta; Lepidoptera; Crambidae.
GUAUGUCUGUCUACCGAUGACAUUUUCAAUCUGUCAAAGUGAAUAAAAAAGUUAAAUGUAAUCAAACAUGGCGUGUUGAAUGAAGAUGGGGAAGCGUCUCGGAAAUGAUUUUGUUUAUUAGGUCACAAUUUAAAGUAUAAAUUGUCCAUAGAUUAUGUGGUCACUCACAGGAGGGCGGAAUAUCAAUGUCAACGUUCGGAAAAGGAGGUGCCGGUGCAAAGGCGCUCGGCGGUAGGCGAGUGUGCGGGUGAUAUGCAAGCGGCGCCGGCGCGCUACGUGUCUGUGAGUGAGCUAUAUUCAACUGACGAAGUGGAGUUGCUGCUAGACGAGAUACGCGAGCUGGAGCCCACGAGUUGUCGUGGCGAGGAGGUGCAGGAUUUCGAGAUAGCCGGGAGCGGGUGCGGCGCGGGCGGGUCGGGCGGGUCGGGCGGGCGGUCGCCGUGCGGCACGGAGGCCACGGAGCGGUCGUGGGACUCGCACGCGCAGUACCGCCGCGCGCAGCCGCCGCGCGCGCGCCCGCUCGCGCCGCUCUACUGCCGCGCGCGCCAUCUGUGCACGCCCAGGGGCGCCGCCGCGCUCGCGGUUACUAUCAUUGUUUAUUUACGAUUCAAACGUUUCAAUCAUUAUCAGGUUCAUGUUUCCUUUAAUAUUUUUAAUAUAAUGUCUAAUGUGGUAUGGCCGGACAGUCACACACGCAGUAUGCUGCUGCAAAAUGGUGGUGACAUGCCUGUUAAUAUGUCAGAAAUUUGUUGGCAUUUAUUGAUUUGCGACAAUAAAAUGGAAUAUAAAAUGCUCGUAGCCGAAUUUUUGAGUUGGUGUUAAAUGAUAUCAAAUGCAAUGUUGUAAUUUGUUGUUGCCCAUUGACUCCAGAAGACUUGCAUCAUGACUUCAUAGAAAUCGAUAUUCAUAUUAAUAGUUUCAUUAAAUUAAAGCCUGCGCCGACUCAAAGUUAUAAUUUCUCCAAAGCUGAUUAUUAUUCAAUUGAAUGCGAGCUUAGUAAACUGGAUGAGUUUUUCGACAACUCGAAUCUGCAAGAAUCUGU